Molecule: messenger RNA, 2899 nt
Organism: Callorhinus ursinus (northern fur seal)
Lineage: Eukaryota; Metazoa; Chordata; Mammalia; Carnivora; Otariidae
Source: RefSeq, a predicted model, not a curated record
UGGGUGUAUGAGGGGCGGUUCUUGGAGGCCCAGGAUGAUUCCCACUGUGCCUUCUCCCUGCCACCUCAGCCCGCGAGUCCCGAGUCAACAGCUGGGCAGUGAGAGGGUGUCCCCUGUUUCCAGAGUAGGUGACCUGCACAAGGUCAGAAGUCAGGGCUCUCAUCUCCUCCCCCUGCCUGAAAAUGGCUUUAGCUGUGUGAUGAGCCUCUGAGUGUUAGGCCCCAGGUGUGUCUCUGACAGGUUCUCUGGGGCGUGGCCAGUGUCCUUCCAUCUUGCAGACUGGGGCUGUCCAGGGCCCGACUGCACCUACCCUGGCAGGAGGCGGGCAUACAGCUUGAUCCCAUCCUGUGUGCCACACCAUGGCCCAGCCUUGGCCCCCAGAACACUUGCCCUCAGACCCAGAGGAUCACACAGAGCACCAUGGGGGCUCUCCACCCCUGGGGUGGAGUUGGUGGCUUUUCUAGAAGGCUAGGCCUUGAAGGAAGGAGAUGCGGCCCGAGGACCCUAGAUGCCUCUCUAGAGCAUGAGCUCGGGCAAGAACGCCCGCUACAACCGCUUCUCCGGGGGGCCUACCAACCUUCCCACCCCAGACGUCGCAGCUGGGACCAGAAUGGAAACGACCUUUGGGCCUGCCUUUUCGGCCGUCACCACCAUCACGAAAGCUGAUGGGACCAGCACAUACAAACAGCACCGCAGGACGCCGUCCUCCUCCAGCACCCUCGCCUACUCACCGCGGGAUGAGGAGGACAGCAUGCCCCCCAUCAGCACGCCACGCCGCUCCGACUCGGCCAUCUCCGUCCGCUCCUUGCACUCGGAGUCCAGCAUGUCCCUGCGCUCCACGUUCUCGCUGCCUGAGGAGGAGGAGGAACCGGAGCCGCUGGUAUUUGCCGAGCAGCCCUCGGUGAAGCUGUGUUGUCAGCUUUGCUGCAGUGUGUUCAAGGACCCCGUGAUCACCACGUGUGGGCACACGUUUUGUCGAAGAUGUGCCCUAAAGUCAGAGAAGUGCCCCGUGGACCACGCCAAGCUGACGGUGGUGGUGAACAACAUUGCGGUGGCCGAGCAGAUCGGGGAGCUCUUCAUCCACUGCAGGCAUGGCUGCCGGGCGGCAGGGGGUGGGAAGCCCCCCGUCUUUGAGGUGGACCCCCGAGGGUGCCCCUUCACCAUCAAGCUUAGUGCUCGCAAGGACCACGAGAGCAGCUGUGACUACAGGCCUGUACGAUGUCCUAACAACCCCAGCUGCCCGCCUCUCCUCAAGAUGAACCUGGAGGCCCACCUGAAGGAGUGCGAGCACAUCAAGUGUCCCCACUCCAAGUACGGGUGCACCUUCAUCGGGAACCAGGACACCUAUGAGACGCACCUGGAGACGUGCCGCUUUGAGGGCCUGAAGGAGUUCCUGCAGCAGACAGACGACCGCUUCCACGAGAUGCACGUGGCGCUGGCCCAGAAGGACCAGGAGAUCGCCUUCCUGCGCUCCAUGCUGGGCAAGCUCUCAGAGAAGAUUGACCAGCUGGAGAAGAGCCUGGAGCUCAAGUUCGAUGUCCUAGACGAAAACCAGAGCAAGCUCAGCGAGGACCUCAUGGAGUUCCGGAGGGAUGCAUCCAUGUUGAACGAUGAGCUGUCCCACAUCAACGCGCGGCUGAACAUGGGCAUCCUAGGAUCCUAUGACCCGCAGCAGAUCUUCAAGUGCAAAGGAACCUUCGUGGGCCACCAGGGCCCAGUCUGGUGUCUCUGUGUCUACUCCAUGGGGGACCUGCUCUUCAGCGGCUCCUCUGACAAGACCAUCAAGGUGUGGGACACGUGCACCACCUACAAGUGUCAGAAGACGUUGGAGGGCCAUGACGGCAUCGUGCUGGCUCUGUGCAUCCAAGGGUGCAAGCUGUACAGCGGCUCGGCGGACUGCACCAUCAUCGUGUGGGACAUCCAGAACUUGCAGAAGGUGAACACGAUCCGGGCCCAUGACAACCCGGUGUGCACGCUGGUUUCCUCACACAACAUGCUCUUCAGCGGCUCCCUGAAGGCCAUCAAGGUCUGGGACAUCGUGGGCACUGAACUGAAGCUGAAGAAGGAGCUCACAGGUCUCAACCACUGGGUCCGGGCCCUGGUGGCCGCCCAGAGCUACCUGUACAGCGGCUCCUACCAGACAAUCAAGAUCUGGGACAUCCGGACCCUCGACUGCAUCCAUGUCCUGCAGACAUCUGGCGGCAGCGUCUACUCUAUUGCUGUGACGAAUCACCACAUCGUCUGUGGCACCUAUGAGAACCUCAUCCAUGUGUGGGACAUCGAGUCCAAGGAGCAGGUGCGGACCCUAACGGGCCAUGUUGGCACCGUGUAUGCCCUGGCAGUCAUCUCAACGCCAGACCAGACCAAAGUCUUCAGCGCGUCCUAUGACCGGUCUCUCAGGGUCUGGAGUAUGGACAACAUGAUCUGCACGCAGACGCUGCUGCGUCACCAGGGCAGUGUGACUGCGCUAGCUGUGUCCCGGGGCCGGCUCUUCUCAGGCGCUGUGGACAGCACUGUGAAGGUUUGGACAUGCUAACAGAGUGCAGGCCCGUCUUGGCUUCCUCUGCGGCCUCCCAGGCCGGUCCCAACCAGGCUGGCCAUAGGAGGGGUCUGGGGGGGGGGGUCCCUGCCUGCCCUGUGGGGACAGGCAGACAGGCUCACCUGGCCAGGCAGUGCCCUCCCCGCCCGGCGAGCCUCCUUCUGCUUGGCCUUGUGAUCGUCGUUGCCAGGACAGUGCCCAGCCCCUCUCUCUGGGUGCCAGGUACGAUGCUCGCCCGGCCCACCCUCCAUCCCCACCCCAGAUGGGACUGUGGGCCUUUUUACUCACCUUUUCUACUGUUUUUAGACUGUAUAUAGAUUUGAUUACUUCCUGAUUGAAAUAAAAGCUGCACAGACUGUG